AUGACGACGUCUUACACAGACAAGGGAGAAAAGCCCCUGCGAGGCCGCUUCAUCCAUUUCCACUCCAUCACCUUCUGGGUCGGCAAUGCCAAGCAGGCUGCCUCCUACUACUGCAACAAGCUGGGAUUCGAGGAGCUGGCGUACCGGGGGCUGGAGACCGGCAGCAGGGAGGUGGUCUCACACGCCAUCAAGCAGGACAAGAUCGUCUUUGUUCUCUCGUCCGCUCUCAACCCGGGGAAUGAGGAGAUGGGGGAGCACCUGGUGAAGCAUGGCGACGGGGUGAAGGACAUCGCCUUCGAAGUGGAGGACUGCGACUUCAUCGUGCAGAAAGCCAAGGAGCGCGGAGCCGUGGUGGUGAAGGAGCCCUGGGUGGAGGAGGACAAAUUCGGGAAGGUGAAGUUCGCGGUGAUCCAGACGUACGGUGACACCACCCACACCUUGGUAGAAAAGCUCAACUACAGGGGCCUCUUCCUACCCGGGUACCACCCGCCCCUCUUCAAGGACCCCCUGCUGCCAAAGCUACCCAGCGCCAAGCUCAACUUUGUUGACCACGUCGUGGGGAACCAGCCUGAUCUCCAGAUGGUCCCAGUGGCGGACUGGUACCAGAAAAACCUGCUUUUCCACCGCUUCUGGUCGGUGGACGACAAGCAGCUGCACACCGAGUUCAGCGCCCUGCGCUCCAUCGUGGUCACCAACUACGAAGAGACUAUUAAGAUGCCAAUCAACGAGCCAGCGCUUGGCAAGAAGAAAUCCCAGAUUCAGGAAUAUAUUGACUACUACGGCGGGGCCGGAGUCCAGCACAUCGCACUGAACACCUCCGACAUCAUCACGGCGAUCACCAACCUGAAGCAGCGGGGCGUGCAGUUCAUGGAUGUGCCAUCCAGCUACUAUCAGAUGCUGCGGGAGAGGCUGAAAACUGCCAAAAUCAAAGUGAAGGAGAACAUCGACAAGCUGGCGGAACUGAAAAUCCUGGUGGAUUUUGAUGAGAAAGGCUACUUGCUCCAGAUCUUCACCAAACCAGUUCAAGACAGACCCACAGUCUUUCUGGAGGUCAUCCAGCGGCAUAACCACCAGGGCUUCGGUGCUGGGAACUUCAAGUCUCUGUUUGAAGCCAUCGAAACAGAUCAAGACGCAAGAGGAAACCUGACUGUCCUGGAGCCCAACGGGGAGACCAAGCGCAUCUAGAGGAUGGCAGAAAACGCCGCCCUCGUCCCUGACGAGCUGAUUCACAAACGAACCAGGAAAUGGCCGUUGUUUUGGUAAAUAGCCCAGACCUAAGUGUCAUAAACCCAGGGAAGCUGCUGCCAAGUUGGAGAUGUAACAGGACUCAACACCUAUCCCGACCCAGCCCCGGCGCUGCCCUCCAGUGACUUCUUGGGAGAGGGAGCAUGGGAAAUAGCAAACACGCUCUUAAAAAGCAGUUUAAUCUGACCCAAACCACCAAAUUCUUAACAAAAGGCAGAUUUAAGGCAUGUGCCAAAGACACGCAGCUACGGAGGAAGACAGA
Gavia stellata (red-throated loon) is the source of this 1507-nucleotide messenger RNA. It is a transcript of the gene HPD, whose product is annotated as 4-hydroxyphenylpyruvate dioxygenase. Gene Ontology annotation, molecular function: 4-hydroxyphenylpyruvate dioxygenase activity. The transcript is spliced from 14 exons. The coding region runs from base 1 to 1185 and encodes 394 amino acids. Lineage: Eukaryota; Metazoa; Chordata; Aves; Gaviiformes; Gaviidae. Gene Ontology annotation, biological process: L-tyrosine catabolic process. The record is from RefSeq and is a predicted model, not a curated record. Gene Ontology annotation, cellular component: Golgi membrane; endoplasmic reticulum membrane.